AAAAAACCCAGAAGAAUCCACUUUCUCCUUGGCGCAACUUCUCCUACUUCUUACGGGCUCACGUUAUGCAAAGCGUUUCAUCGCUCAAACUGGAUUACUGAGAAUGUUCCCUUUUCUCAUGUGAAAUGCUAGUACAGAUAAACCAGAAUCAUUAUUUUUGUUCUUUCAACCUUCUCAAACACUUGAUUUAUGAUAUGGCAUUUCCCUAAAAAAAACACUUGAUUUAUGAUAUGGCAUUUCCCUCAAAAAAAAACACUUGAUUUAUGAUAAGAUACUCAAUGAUGAUGCAAAAUUCAAUCCGAACAAUAAGCUAACAGCUUUGCUGUGAUACAGCUCGAAGAUGUUAAAGAACUGUACGCAUCUUCCGUUUCUGAUUAUCCUGUAUUUAUACAAAAUGGGAGAGUACAAUACGAAAAAGCUGGAGUGUUUUCUAAAAAUAACCUAUUGAAGUUUCAGGUUAACCUUCCUGCGCUGGGAACCAAUGUUCAGAGAAGGAACAUUCUUCUGACUGACCAUGAAUGGUCCAAUGAAUCCACAUGCAUUCAGGUUGAAGCACCCUUCUGCCAUUCUAGCAUGAUCUUCUGUCACUGAAGUUCAGACAUAGUUGUCCUCGCAGAAGAAAAGAAAAAGGUUCACACAUAAGUGAACACAAUGUUGGAGUGGAGGAAGAACAAUAUAAUUCAGAGUGAGACUUACAUUAAACCUGGACAAGCAAGCUGUGAAUGAAGCAAAAUAAGUGCUAAUGGAGGAAACAGAGAACUGGUAGUUUGUUUGCCAGUUACAAGUGCAUAAUUCCUCCGGCGUCGAUCAGCAUUGCCACAAGUGCAUAAUUCAUGUCGGCCAUAUAAUGCUUGAAUACAGUUAACUGUCAGCCAGCCUUGUGCUAAAAGAAUGGCAAUUCUCUGAUGGGCCGGUUACAUUGAGCAACUCUGAGCAAUGAAUUUCAAUGUUCUACUGAUGGAUCGCCGUAGCUUCAGUCUAGGGCAAGAAGGAGGAUGCUGUUUAUCUGAAAAUUAUGGUGUUUAAAAUAAGAAACCCCAAAAGUUUCAGCGGUAGAUAUGGCUGGAGCCUGUGCAGUUGCUGAAGUUUAUCUGAAAAAUAUGAUCAUCUGGGUUCCGCAUUAAAAAAAAAGAAGCAUAAUCAACUUUCUCCUCCCUGGCUCAGUUUUCUCUGGCCACAUUCGUCAAACACAUGGAAAAUCUUGUCACUGUCAAGUUAAAGCACCGAACAACUUGUGUCCAACUCUGACCGAUGAGCUAGCUAGCUACUGCAAUAGAAUUUUCUCGGAUCAGAUAACCAUAGUGGUGAUGCCUUUUGGGAUGGUGCGACUCAAUCUCCAUAUUCUUGCAUCCAGUUAGAGAAAACCUGGACGCUGCUGACUGCUGACCCAAGUUCCUUUUGGGAUCAGUCGUUCCCAAGUCGUCAAAAGAGGACAAAGCCUGCAUACAUUACAUACAGUUAGCGCAGCACUCAGGACAGUCAAUCACGCGAAGACCAGAAGGGCAUGCUGCAUUAUAGUAACGGAGCAACGAGGCUGCUUCUGCUACUACUGUACUUGCCAACCAAACCAAGAGGGGAGCAUGGCAAUGGCGAAGGGGGGCAUGGGUUUGCUGGUAUGCUCAUUCCUGGCCGCCAUGGCGACCGCGAGUGGCGAUGAGGCCGCGUUGCUUGCUUUCAAAGCGGAGGUCAGCGACGCCGGCGGCUCGCUGGCCUCCUGGAACAGCAGCGCCGGUUUCUGCGGCUGGGAAGGCGUGACGUGCAGCCGCCGGAGGCCGGCGCGGGUGGUUGCGCUCAGACUGGACGGCGCCGGGCUCGCCGGAGCGCUCUCCCCGGCCAUCGGGAACCUCACGUUCCUGCGGACGCUCAACCUGAACUCCAACUCGCUCCGCGGUGGCAUCCCGGCGAGCCUCGGCCGCCUCCACCGCCUGCAGAGGCUCCACUUGGACGGCAACUCCUUCUCCGGCACGUUCCCGGUGAACCUGAGCUCCUGCGUCAGCAUGACCGAGGUGGUGCUGGACAACAACAAGCUUGGCGGGCGCAUCCCGCCUGAGCUCGGGGAGAAGCUGGCGUCUCUGGCAGUGAUCUCGCUGAGCAGCAACAUGUUCACGGGCCCUGUUCCUGCGUCACUGGCCAAUCUGUCCCAUCUAUGGUACCUUGAUCUAGGCAGCAACCAGCUCACCGGCUCGAUCCCGUCGAGGUUCGGAAGCUUCUUCCAGAGCAUGCGGAAAUUCAGUCUCGCCCAAAACAGCCUCUCUGGUAUGAUUCCACCUUCUCUCUACAACUGGUCGUCGUUGGAAUUCUUUGUGGUGGCGUUCAAUACGCUUCACGGAGGCCUCCCAAACAAUAUCGGAAGCAAGCUCCCCAAGCUGAAAGUUCUAAGCUUACCUUCUAACCAAUUCACUGGAGUCCUCCCUUCAUCACUAUCCAAUAUGUCUCAUCUCAUGUCGCUUAUUGCCUGGGGAAAUGGAUUUAGCGGGCAUGUGCCUCCCGCAUUAGGGAGGCUCGGAGUGCUUCAAUACCUGCACGUGUCUGACAAUAGGCUCCAAGCUAAUGAUAGUAAGGGGUGGGAGUUCGUCGCUUCUUUGUCAAACUGCAGCCUGCUGCAGGUAUUGGUACUCAGCAACAAUUCUUUUGGGGGACAGCUACCGGGUUCAGUUGUGAACCUCACAACCACUCUCCAGCGGCUAUACUUGCAGGAUAAUAGGAUCUCUGGGAGCAUACCUGCAGAUAUCGGCAACUUGGUUGGUCUGAAAAUACUGGUGAUAGCAAACACUUACAUGUCCGGAGUGAUUCCAAAGAGCAUCGGCAAGCUACAGAACUUGAACGUGCUAUCAUUGUAUAAUAAUAGCUUGUCUGGCCUCAUACCGCCAUCGCUAGGAAACCUGUCACAGUUGAAUAAGCUUAAAGCAUACCUUGGCAACUUGGAGGGGCCAAUUCCGGCAAGCCUGGGGCAGCUGAAAAACCUCUUUGAACUGGAUUUCUCAAUGAACCGUCUUAACGGCUCAAUACCCAGAGAGAUCUUCAAAUUACCUGGCCUUUCUUACUAUCUGGACUUGUCAUACAACUCCCUUUCUGGACCCCUUUCUUAUGAAGUUGGUAGUUUGUCAAAUCUUAACCAUCUGGUUCUAUCAGGAAAUCAGUUGUCUGGCAAGAUACCUGACAGUAUACAGAAUUGCGUAGUGUUGGAAUGGCUAUUCUUAGACAACAAUUCGCUAGAGGGAAGCAUACCUCCGUCACUGGCAGAUAUAAAGGGGCUCGGUAUACUGAACCUGACCAUGAAUAAGUUCUCUGGUAAUAUUCCUGAGGCCCUUGGUAGCAUUGGCAACCUGCAGGGACUGUACCUAGCGCACAACAAUUUGUCAGGGUCAAUCCCAGUAGUUCUAGAGAAUUUGACAGCAUUAUCCAAACUGGAUGUAUCCUUCAAUAAUUUGCAAGGUGGGGUUCCAAAUGAAGGUGUUUUCAGAAACAUCACUUACUUAGCAGUGGCUGGGAAUGUCAACUUGUGUGGUGGUACACCUCAACUUCAUUUGGCUCCAUGCUCCAUAAGCAAGAACAAGAAAAAUGCGCCGAAGUCUCUUGUGAUUUCUUUAGCAACAACUGGAGCAAUCUUGUUCUCACUUUCAGUUAUUCUUCUUGCUUGGAUAUUUCGCAAGAAGCUCAAACCAAGCCAGAAGACAUCAGCACAAAAUUCAGUUGAUGAUGACCAUUACAAGAGAAUUCCCUAUCGUGCAUUACUGAGAGGAACUAAUGGAUUUUCAGAAGUCAACUUGCUUGGGAGAGGAAGUUAUGGUGCGGUUUAUAAGUGUGUUCUGGACACUGAAGACAGAACAUUGGCUGUCAAGGUGUUUAACCUUGGUCAAUCUAGGUAUUCCAAGAGUUUUGAGGCUGAAUGUGAGGCCAUGAGAAGGAUACGACACCGUUGUCUCAUCAAGAUCGUUACUUCUUGUUCGAGUGUCAACCACCAAGGUCAAGAGUUCAAGGCAUUGGUUUUUGAGUUCAUGCCCAAUGGUAACUUGGAUAGUUGGCUUCAUCCAAAAUCUCAAGAGCCCACUACAAACAACACGCUUAGCCUUGCCCAGAGGCUUGGCAUUGCUGUCGAUAUUGUGGACGCAGUAGAAUAUCUGCACAACUACUGUCAGCCAUUGGUAAUCCAUUGCGAUCUUAAGCCAAGCAACAUUCUUCUUGCUGAAGACAUGAGCGCACGAGUUGGAGACUUUGGCAUAUCAAGGAUCCUUCAAGAAAAUACAAGUGAGGGGAUGCAAACUUCAUAUAGCUCAACUGGAAUUAGAGGUUCCAUAGGCUAUGUUGCUCCAGAGUACGGAGAAGGCUCUACGGUCUCAACAACCGGUGAUAUUUAUAGCCUUGGCAUAUUGCUGCUUGAGAUGUUUACGGGAAGGAGCCCAACAGAAGGCACGUUCGGAGAUUCAUUGGAUCUGCAUAAGUUUGCCGACGAUGCUGUUCCAGAUAGAACUCUGGAGAUAGCUGACCCAACGAUGUGGCUCCACAGCGGACAACAAGAUGAAACUACAAUUACUGGAAUGCAGGAGUGUUUGGUUUCAGUCUUCAGACUUGGCAUAUCUUGCUCAAAGCAACAGCCCCGAGACCGAGCACUGACGAGAAAUGCAGCGGCGGAGAUACAUGCAAUCAGAGAUGCAUACCUCAAGUUUAUAGGGGAGCAAGGACCAGAAAGAGAAGCCUCAGCUGGAGAAAUACAGUACAGUGUUGCAUAAUAAUAAAUUUAUGUAUCGGCUAGUAAUUGUUCUCAGAGCUAUGUUGCUUUAGAACUGUAUCAAAUAAAAGCAGAACCAUGGUGUUCUGCGAUAAUAGCACCACAGCAAGUUGUAGAGAGUUUGAAAAAUCAAUCAGUGUAAUUGUUUUUCCAUUCUAAAAAACUGUACACGUACAGGAAACAUUAGUUCAUGCUUGAGGUAAACCUACUGACAAAAAUUCAGACUGCACCGCAAAGCAUAGUCCAGUAACAGCAAACGGACAUACUUGACAGUAUGCGAUCAGGAAGCAGAACAAUAUAGAUUCAUACAGCAUCAGGAAAAACAUCUCUAAUUAGAAGUGCAUCAGUACUAUUCAGAUACGUCGAGCAACAAUUUGCAGGAACGCAUCAUGCUAAAUUCCAAGAAUUACUAAAAAAAAUACCUCUGCACAACGAAGCAUUUGUUUAUUAUCAGAGCUAUUUUCUUUGCUCCAUGUCAGAAAAAUGUAAUGUAAAAUCAUCCUAGUAGACUGUGCAAUAGCACUAGAGCAACAACAGUUGAUAGCGUAUUAAGUGGCUUUUCAAAAAUUCCAAAGAUUCGAACAACCGUAUCCUCAAUCCAGCAUGUUAGCAACAUGGUUUUGUAAGUCAAGCAAAUCAGCAGUCAGUCAGACUGUUUGUUAACAAAGUAUAUACUGUCCAUGUGUACAGAAAGGAACAUAGGGGGUAGUAGGCAGUAGCAGCAGAAAUUGACCUUAAUAAAUCCUUGUAACUGCAGACUAUGACCAUCAUUAUCACUCCGGGCAAUAUAACCAACCAGCCAGUAAAAAUACAAGCAGUAGAUGACCAGAGCAGCACAACCUUACCUAGCAAGAGGAUGGUAAUAACUUGGUGGAUCUGGAGAGCGAGAUAAGAUGGCAGAGACGAGGGGCAGGGCGGCAGGCAGGAGGCCUACCUAAUUUGAUUAUUGAAAUAUGCUUUAUGUGUCUAAGUUACUUGCAGGGUAGCUCUAUUGAAUCCUUCUUCUAUUUUCCUUUUCUCAUGCUAAAUGCUAGUAGAACUAAACCAGGAUCAUGAUUUUUUUUAGCUUCUCAAACACUGAUCUAUGAUGAGAUACCCAACGUUGGUGUGAAAUUCAGUCCGAACAAUAGGCUAGCAGCUCUACUAUGGCUCAAAGAUGUAAGGAACUGUAUGCAGUUGGGUGCAUCUUCAGUUUCGGAUAACCUAUUGCCUGCUAAUAUCUCUCAUAAUUAACACCGACAGCGGUUGAGGCUACAAGUUAAACUUCGUGCUGUCUGGCCUUGUUCCAAACCGUAGUUAUCCAGUGUUGGGAACCAACGUUGACAGAAGCAACAUUGUUGCAGAAAAUCAUGUUGUGUAUAUUGGUAGGGAAAUAAGUUAUACACAAAUCUACGGCAACCAGAGCAUCUCCCUCUAAAGCCCAAACUACAGUGAUAUACUUCUGCCCAUGAAUCCACAUGUCAUUUGAAUCUACAUACUGCUUAGACGCCCUUCUAAAGAAAAAGUUCAGACAUAAGCAAACCAUGUUGGAGUGGGGGAAGAACAACAUAAUUCUAGGUAUUCAAAAAGGGAAGCUCCCACGGGACAGACCAAGUUCCUCACACUUUGGAUUAAAGAACUAUGUUACAGAAUAAUUUUCUCAGGAUGAGUAGAGCUCAACCACUGAAAACAGCACAACACCUUAACAUACACAAUUAUGGAAGAAAUCAUUCUACUGAAUCUAAAUAAUGGAAAUGCAUAGAGAAACUCCUAAUAGGGGCAUACACAUCGCAAAUAGCAUUUCUAUUUCCUGUUGUUUUUUUUUUGCUGA
This is a messenger RNA of Triticum urartu, 6539 nucleotides long. RefSeq lists its product as uncharacterized. Lineage: Eukaryota; Viridiplantae; Streptophyta; Magnoliopsida; Poales; Poaceae. Gene Ontology annotation, molecular function: protein kinase activity; ATP binding; protein binding. The record is from RefSeq and is a predicted model, not a curated record. Gene Ontology annotation, biological process: protein phosphorylation.